AUGGACACACUAUUAUGGUACGCAAUCGCUGAACUCCUACUUUCUAUUCACAUUUCAUUUUCGAACUUGUUGGUUUUAUGGGUUUAUAUCAGGUCAAAACAUGUUCGGACGGUUACAAACACAUACAUAUUCUCACUGGCACUCACUGAUUUUUUGGCAGGCGCCCUCGGCAUCCCUCUCACCGUCGUUUCCGUGAUGACUCGAAAGCCUCGAACAUUCUACGGAUGUCUGUUUGUUCACCUAAUCCUCUGCAUUCUAUGUACUAUUUCUACAUUUCAUAUGUUGGCAAUUGCAAUCGAUAAAUAUGUGACGAUUUGUUGCAGAGAUCGAAUUUUUUCCUCACGACGAAAACGAGCAAUCUUCUUGUUGACAUGCUCUUGGAUACUUGGUCUUCUGGUCGCGAUCCUACCACUUUUCAAUGUUUUUGGGUUUGCUGAAACUCAAUCGCUAUUCGUGAAAAAUGGAGAAAUGUGUUAUUUCACAAUGGUCGUCGACUAUCGAUAUUUAGUUUAUGUCAUCUUUUUCUCAACAAUUCUGGCGCCAACUGCAAUUAUUGUGCUACUGUAUUCAAGUGAAAUGUCUGCUCAGACAAUCGGAAAGAGAACGAAGAAUGGCUGGAAGAAGGAAGUUGAUACGGAUUCUAUUGAUUUUGGUCGUUUCUUAUGGAAUUUGUUGGCUCUCCGAGCAUUCUUCAACAUCCAAACGGACGCUAACACCUGUGCCAACUACUCUUGCUAUAUGAGAUCAACUGGAAAUCAGAAGCAAAGAAGUAUCAGUGUACGUGGCAUGCCUUAUGAGCACUCUUUGGCGGCAAUUCGAAAAAUUAGUGCUCCAACGCCUGUGAUGAUCGAUAGACAUCGCUCUAGGAGGAGACAAACUGUCGAUCAUAUUGAUUUAUGA
Caenorhabditis briggsae is the source of this 900-nucleotide messenger RNA. Gene Ontology annotation, cellular component: membrane. The transcript has 8 exons. The record is from RefSeq and is a predicted model, not a curated record. Gene Ontology annotation, biological process: G protein-coupled receptor signaling pathway. Gene Ontology annotation, molecular function: G protein-coupled receptor activity. Lineage: Eukaryota; Metazoa; Nematoda; Chromadorea; Rhabditida; Rhabditidae. The coding region runs from base 1 to 900 and encodes 299 amino acids.